AUGGAGAUCACCGAUUUCGUUUUCAAAGAGCGUGAGGAUCUUCUCCUUGUCGGCGACUACAAUGCCUAUCGGGCACACGCCACCCGCAGACUGCACAAACUCCGCAAGAAGUUGGGCCAGGCCACCCCCAAAGGCCGCAAAUACACAGCUAAACCUGCUGUGACCCCCGAGAAUGUCGGGACCAAUGUUUCAUAUGUACACCUAUUGCUUUUGGGAUCCGAACGAGCCUGGGCGCAAGCCAUGCAUAUGAAGUCGACACACUCCGCAGAUCCAGAUGCGAAAGGAAUUGCUGGCGCCACCAGACGUCAUAUCAUUUCGCGAUUGAACAAAGCUAAAGGAUAUGCGCAGCACCUAGUGGACCUGCUGCACGAGCAAUCCGCCACCGGUGCGAGCGACAUUGAUAUUCUUGAGGCGCGGGCAUAUUUUGCUACAAUCUCUGGAGCUCUGUGGCUGGAAAAGCGACGAUGGGAACAGUGCCUGCACGACUUUGCCAUUGCCAGAGUCAUUUAUACGGCUUUGGGACAGAAGGUCAAGAAGGAUGCUUUCCGGGACUUGCUCACCGGUACCGUUGACCCGAGUCUGCGUUAUGCGGCUUACCAAAUGAAGCUACCACGCUCAAAGCCCACCUCCUCUCUUGCGAUUGAAUACUUCCCAUCCGACUCGAAUAUUCGCUCGGAGGUGGAGAAGAUCGACCCUUCUUGUCUGGCUGAGGAGGCCGCAGGUACACGGAGAACUGCCGAAGGCGAGGUGCAGAAACUACCCGAGUCUGUAACAUGGCGGUCGCGCACUGUUCCUCUGGACGAUGCCUCUAUCUCUCAGGCUUUGGCUGCUGCUUCGGCCGCCGAAGGAUGUCUCUCUGCUUGGCUAUCCGAUGAGGGCAAGUCAGCUUCCGCUAAAGAUCAGGCUGCCGCAUACGAUAAUGUCAUUAUCGCCAGUCAGGAUGCGGUCGAUGCUACGAAAACUGCACUCGAUGACCUUACCAGUGAGGGCGUGGAUCCCGGCGAUAAACGCAUGCAGGCACUGCAGAUCACUCGGACCGCUGUCAACUACGAGCUUGUUGGCUGGCGUAUUGGACGCAACCGUGUGCUGUGCGGCGAGCAAGAUGGUCUUGUAUUUGGCGAGGAACAGACGACCCACGGCAGGACUGUCAAGCGUAAUGCAGGCAAUGGCAAGAAGCUGAACAAGCUCCGCGAACGAGUGGUACUAUACGAUUCGACUCUGCAAAGUAUCGACUUCAUUCUUGAGCUGCCGGGAGUUGCAGCCGACUCGGCAUUUGUACAGGAUCUGGAGGCGAAGCGCCGCUAUUUCCGGGCUCUGAGUCUGCGGCGCCGUCUGCAUCGGCAGAAUCACAGGGGCUUCCCCGUCUGGGAUGUCUCUCGGGCACAAGCAGGUGCCCUAGAGACCGCACUGCGCGGACUGGUCGCCCGGUAUCGGGGAUUGGUCACUCUGGAGCGGCUAGAAGCCCAAUCCGGCUCCGGCCAGCAACGCCCACUUGUCGAGCGCCUGCACCAGUUCCAGCAAGGAACCGACCUCGGCAACCUUGUGCCGUACCCGCCGCAGAUGAAGCCGGUGCCGGUGAAGCCUUUGUUCCUGGACGUUGCAUGGAACUACCUCGAGUAUCCCCACGAGGGUCAACAGCAACAGGCGGCCCCAGUCCCGGCGCCAGCGGCAGCGGCAGCGGCAGCAGGGGAAGAGAAGAAGGGACGAGGAUGGUUCGGAUUCGGACGGUGA
Penicillium waksmanii is the source of this 1731-nucleotide messenger RNA. Its product is annotated as signal recognition particle subunit SRP68. Gene Ontology annotation, cellular component: signal recognition particle, endoplasmic reticulum targeting. NCBI's taxonomy places the organism in Eukaryota, Fungi, Ascomycota, Eurotiomycetes, Eurotiales, Aspergillaceae. The coding region runs from base 1 to 1731 and encodes 576 amino acids. The transcript is spliced from 3 exons. The record is from RefSeq and is a predicted model, not a curated record. Gene Ontology annotation, molecular function: 7S RNA binding; signal recognition particle binding; endoplasmic reticulum signal sequence receptor activity. Gene Ontology annotation, biological process: SRP-dependent cotranslational protein targeting to membrane.